Messenger RNA from Dentiscutata heterogama, 223 nucleotides. The record is from the annotation of a GenBank genome assembly. Lineage: Eukaryota; Fungi; Glomeromycota; Glomeromycetes; Diversisporales; Gigasporaceae.
UAUUCUAAUUUACACAAAUCAUCAAUCAACAUUGGUGAAACUGGUAAUACUGGUGGUAUUGCUGAAGCUGGUAAUAUUGGUGAAACUGAUGAUAUUGGUGAAACUGAUGAUAAAUUGAAAAGUUGGCUAAGCAUGGAUGCAAAUGUCUCGGUCACAGGCAAUGCUAGUGGUGUGGUCACGAGUUUGUAUUGCGCCGAGAUUCACAAUAGGAAUCCAAAUAGAG